AUGGUUACCGGUCAGCAAGCAGUUUGGGAGAAAUUGACCAUCCUCUAUGGCUCAGAAACUGGAAACUGUCAGGACCUGGCAAAAAUUGUAGCCUGGACGGUUACGGCGAAGGUUCGCAAAGCAUCGCAAUCACUGGCGGUGCAGGUGAUGCCUUGUGAUGAUUACCCCAUUGAGCAGUUGCCUGAAGAACGCCUGGUUCUGUUCAUCUGCUCAACGACGGGCGUAGGUGAAGAGCCACAAAACAUGAAACGUUUCUGGCGGCUCCUUCUUCGACGAGAUCUGCCCUCUGACUCACUGUCGCAGUUGUCAUUUGCUGUCAUUGGCCUCGGGGACUCUUCCUACCUGAAGUACAACUUUGUGGCGAAGAAGCUGCACAAGAGGCUACUGAACUUGGGAGCUAACAGCCUACUCGAGCUGGCACUCGGAGAUGAUCAACAUGAUCUGGGACCAUACGUAAAGAUUGACCCUUGGUUGCAGGAGUUUUAUAGUCAAUUUGUACUUCACUCGCCGGAGGGAAAUGCUGAAGAAGACCAUUUAAUUGAGCCUAGUUUCAGCUUUGAUUUUCUCGACGAUGAACUAAACAAAAGUGCCUCCUCUAAGAACGAAGAAAGCCCUUCAAGUACUACUAAGUUUGACGAAUUGACGCCCUAUGAAGCGACCGUUGUGGCCAAUGACCGAGUCACAGCCGAGCAGCACUUUCAGGACGUUCGACUGCUGGGCCUGGCCAUUGAGGAGCCUUUUCGGUACAAGUUAGGCGACGUCUGCUCGGUGUACCCGGAGAACAGUGACCAGGAUGUGGAGACUUUUCUCGCCAUGUUCAAAGACGAACGACUGCUGGGCGGCGACUCUAGUCGGCGGCGGUUCCUGAUGACGGUCCGCCAAGGAUGCUCCUCCUGGAUUGCCAAGUCCUCCUACUACUACCACCUGCUGCGCCACCGGAAUCCCUGUUCAGUCUUUGAACUAGUCAAGCGGUACAUGGACAUCAACUCCAUUCCAAAGCGGUCCUUCUUCCACCUCUUCCACCGCUUCAGCCAGAACGACCUGGAGAGAGAUCUGUUGCGGCGCUUCGCCCUGGGCACCGACCUCGACGAGCUCUACGAGUACGUGAACCGACCGAAGCGAAGCAUCCUCGAGGUGAUGGCCGACUUUCCGCACACCACCCCUCAUGUGCCCUUUCACUACCUGCUCGACCUCAUUCCAGCCAUCUGCGCGAGGCCGUACUCGGUGGCCAGCACUCCGGCCACCAGCGCUCAUCAGGUGGACCUGCUGUACGCAGUGGUCAACUACCGGACGCGCCUUCGCAAGCCACGACUCGGCCUCUGCACCAACUGGCUCGCUUCACGGACCACCGGCGAUCGAGUGCGAAUCUUCCUGCGACCCAGCAACUUUGCCCUGCCUGCCGACCACGCCGAUCGACCGCUGGUGAUGGUCGGUGCCGGCACCGGUGUAGCGCCCUUUCGAGCCUUCAUCCACCACCGUGCUCAGGAGGGCAUUCCGGCGAACUGGCUCUUCUUUGGCUGUCGCUACCAGGACCAGGACUACUACCUCGCCGAAGAGUGGAAGCAGCUGGCCGAACGGACCCUGCUGACUGUCUUUGAGGCCUUCUCCCGUCAGAAUCCGGAUCAAUCGAAGGUGUACGUGCAGAAUCGCCUGGUAGAGCAGCGUGAGCUGGUCUUUCGCCUACUGAUACAGGAGAAUGGCCUGCUCUGGGUGGCCGGAAAGUCACAGCAGUAUCCGCAGCUAGUUCGUGAAGCCAUCGCCGACAUUCUAAAGCACCAAAUGGAUGGCGAUGACAAGCAGGUGGACGACCUAAUCAGUCGACUAGAGCUGAGGAAGCGAAUUCAGUUUGAGUGCUGGUAG
This is a messenger RNA of Rhagoletis zephyria (snowberry fruit fly), 1860 nucleotides long. NCBI's taxonomy places the organism in Eukaryota, Metazoa, Arthropoda, Insecta, Diptera, Tephritidae. The record is from RefSeq and is a predicted model, not a curated record.